CCGCUGAUGUGAGCAUCAGUACGAAGCAUAUAUAUUCAGGGAGGUGAUCUCAGAGUGGAGUGGACGAGGUUCUUGGCAUUUGCUCUAACACACCAGACCGUAUCUCAACACAACAGGCCUUCGCACAUUCCACCAUGGAAGCUGCCAUCUGCACCCUGGUCACCCAGUUCAAGUCCUUCGCUGGGAAGGAUGGAUCCACCAGCACCCUGAGCAAAGAUGAAUUCGAGAAACUGCUGACCUCCCAGCUUCCGAACUACGCCAAGAACUACAGCAGCCCGGCGGCCGUGGAGCAGCUCAUGGGCUCGCUGGACGAGAACAACGACGGCGAGCUGACCUUCUCCGAGUUCUGGCAGCUGCUUGGAAAACUGGCGAGCCAACAGGGCGGCUUCGGCCAGUAGAGAUCGGAUUGUGCAACAACCGAUCGACCCAAUCGAAGCUGUCCUGCCGUAAACUAGAAAGGCAUUUGAACUCGUUUAUCUCGUGUGUGACUCUUUACUCAACCAUUUGUCAACCAUGAAUUAAAGGCUUCAUUGUCUUGAACCCCAGGCCACCAA
Molecule: messenger RNA, 554 nt
Organism: Limanda limanda (common dab)
Lineage: Eukaryota; Metazoa; Chordata; Actinopteri; Pleuronectiformes; Pleuronectidae
Gene: s100a11
Product: S100 calcium binding protein A11
Exons: 3
Coding region: 135-398 (87 amino acids)
Cellular component (GO): perinuclear region of cytoplasm
Molecular function (GO): transition metal ion binding; calcium ion binding
Source: RefSeq, a predicted model, not a curated record